Messenger RNA from Vollenhovia emeryi, 534 nucleotides. RefSeq lists its product as uncharacterized. NCBI's taxonomy places the organism in Eukaryota, Metazoa, Arthropoda, Insecta, Hymenoptera, Formicidae. The transcript has a single exon. The record is from RefSeq and is a predicted model, not a curated record. The coding region runs from base 1 to 534 and encodes 177 amino acids.
AUGGCAAUCAGGGCGGUCAGAGGUUAUAGGACCAUCUCCCACGCGGCAGCCACGUUGAUGGCCGGGAUGCCCCCGAUAGCGAUGAGCGCCCGGGCACAUGCUCAAGUAUACGAGCAGGUGGCGGAGCAGAGGGCGAGGGGGAUCCCGGUACCAAGGAGGGGGAGGAGGCUCCUCAGCCUCCGCAUUAAGGAGAAGGUGAGGGAGGAAUGGCGAGCCUGGCUGGCUGAACCGAACCGUGCGGGCAAGAGGACGGUACAGGCCAUCCUCCCUCACUUUGACGACUGGAUAGACCGGUCGUGGACGCGGGCGUCAUACAGAACAACGCAGGUACUCACCGGGCACGGUUGCUUCGGUGAGUACCUGCAGAGGAUACAAAAGGAGCCCGACCCAAGAUGCCAUCAUUGCACAGAGGAAAGGGACACGGCGCAGCACACGCUGGACAGCUGUCCAGCGUGGGCAGAAGAGCGCCGCAUCCUCACGGAGGAAAUAGGGGGCGACCCACAGUGGUCCGGAUUGCGCAAAACGCGCGCAUAA